This is a messenger RNA of Pipistrellus nathusii (Nathusius's pipistrelle), 798 nucleotides long. Lineage: Eukaryota; Metazoa; Chordata; Mammalia; Chiroptera; Vespertilionidae. The record is from the annotation of a GenBank genome assembly.
AUGAACUGGGGGAUCUUCGAGUCGCUCCUAAGUGGGGUCAACAAGUACUCCACGGCCUUCGGGCGCAUCUGGCUGUCCCUGGUCUUCAUCUUCCGGGUGCUGGUGUACUUGGUGACAGCUGAGCGUGUGUGGAGUGACGACCACAAGGAUUUCGACUGCAACACCCGCCAGCCGGGCUGCUCCAACGUCUGCUUCGACGAGUUCUUCCCCGUGUCCCACGUGCGCCUCUGGGCCCUGCAGCUCAUCCUGGUCACGUGCCCCUCACUGCUGGUGGUCAUGCACGUGGCCUACCGGGAGGCGCGGGAGAAGAAGCACCGGGAGGCAGUGGGGGAGGACGGCGGGCGCCUCUACCCGAACCCCGGCAAGAAGCGGGGUGGGCUCUGGUGGACGUAUGUCUUCAGCCUGAUGUUCAAGGCCGGCAUCGACAUCACCUUCCUCUACGUGUUCCACUCGUUCUACCCCAGAUACACCCUGCCCCCUGUGGUCAAGUGCCACGCGGCCCCGUGUCCCAACAUCGUGGACUGCUUCAUCUCCAAGCCCUCGGAGAAGAACAUCUUCACCCUCUUCAUGGUCAUCACGGCCGCUGUGUGCAUCCUGCUUAACCUCAUGGAGCUGGCCUACCUGGUGAGCAAGAGGUGCCGGGAGUGCAUGGCUGCGAGAAGAGCCAGGACGGCCGGCGCCUCUCCCUGCAAACAGCAGGACCUCCUGUCCGGGGACCUCAUCUUCCUGGGCUCAGACGCUCCCCCUCCUCUCUUACCAGAUCUCGCUCGGGACUAUGUGAAGAAAACCAUCCUGUGA